AUGGAUAAAUUGUAUGGCGCGUCGUAUGUGUUGCAUGGGGCUGCGAGUGGGGUCAACGACACGCACCCCGGCUCGCAGUGGGGCACACAGGACGUGACUCACUCUGGGUUCUUAGGUGAAGGCACCAAGCCGCAAGGCGUCAAUAACCUCGUCGGUACGGAUCGUGGAGGUUGCAAUAAAUACGACAUCGCCGGCGCUGGCCUGGUCAAGAGCCUUUCAAGGCCGGGAGGCGAGGCGGGGAGUGCGCCCGCGCCCCACAUCUGCGCCUUAGCCGAGUCACUCUUGCCCUACCGCUUGCAUUCCACCAGAAAUGAGGCGCUCUCGCAACCGACACACUAA
Molecule: messenger RNA, 339 nt
Organism: Arctia plantaginis
Lineage: Eukaryota; Metazoa; Arthropoda; Insecta; Lepidoptera; Erebidae
Source: the annotation of a GenBank genome assembly